Molecule: messenger RNA, 1077 nt
Organism: Populus euphratica (Euphrates poplar)
Lineage: Eukaryota; Viridiplantae; Streptophyta; Magnoliopsida; Malpighiales; Salicaceae
Product: agamous-like MADS-box protein AGL11
Exons: 12
Coding region: 1-1077 (358 amino acids)
Biological process (GO): positive regulation of transcription by RNA polymerase II
Molecular function (GO): RNA polymerase II transcription regulatory region sequence-specific DNA binding; protein dimerization activity
Source: RefSeq, a predicted model, not a curated record
AUGGGUCGUGUUAAGCUGGAGAUCAAGAGAAUAGAAAACAACACCAAUCGACAGGUUACGUUUUCAAAACGAAGGAAUGGACUCAUUAAGAAAGCAUAUGAGCUUUCCGUCCUUUGUGACAUUGAUAUUGCCCUUAUCAUGUUCUCUCCCUCUGGCCGUCUUAGUCACUUUUCUGGCAAAAAGAGGAUCGAGGACGUGCUAGCUCGUUUCGUUAAUCUUCCUGACCAAGAAAGAGAGCUUGCUAGAGUUAUUCCUGAACAAGGCCAGCAUCAUCGUGAUAUUCAGAACAAAGAGUAUGUGUUUAGGACGCUACAACAGCUUAGGGACGAGAGUGAUAUCGCCCUUCAACUUUCCAACCCAACAGCAAUUAACUCGGAGGUUGAGGAACUCCAGCAUGAAAUUGCAAGGUUGCUGCCGCGACUUCAACUAGCAGAGGAACAGAUAAGGAUAUAUGAGCCAGACCCGAUAAAAUUCACGUCCAUGGGGGAGCUAGAAUCAUGCGACAAACGUCUUGUUGACACUCUAUCACGUGUCAUGCAAAGAAAGGAAUAUCUCCUGAGCAACCGUCUAUCUUCAUUUAAUCCAUCAAGAAUAAAGCAUGGGAUGCCAACCAGCUCUUUCAAUAACGAUACGGUAAACUGGUUGCCUGAUGUUGGUAGCGACCAUGCCGAAAUCUUUCACCAUGGAACUGACAACCACGCCCAAAUCUUCAAUGCUUCUACUCCCCUGAACGCUUUAAGGAGUCUUUCAUCCACAAUGUAUGAUUCAUUGUUGCAAGGAAGUCACUCAAAUGCAGAGGCACAAAACUUCAGGGAGUGGCCUGGUGAUGGAAACUUUCCACAGUGGCCACCAUAUAAUUCAACGGUGCUCCACUCCAACCCCAUGUCACCUUCCUUAUACUCUCAAAUUCAGCAUGAAAUGGUGGGACCAAAUAUUCCAGAUAUGAUGCCACGUGAGCAGGUGGAGAUCCCAAUCAGCAGCCCCCAUCUACAGGUGGAAAAUGAUGGCGCAAGCUAUGAGCACAACAGAGUACCUCGACUUGAUGAUCAAGAGCACCAGACAAUCUUUGAAUUGUAA